This is a messenger RNA of Neofelis nebulosa (Clouded leopard), 2990 nucleotides long. RefSeq names its product caudal type homeobox 2 (gene CDX2). Gene Ontology annotation, biological process: anterior/posterior axis specification; cell differentiation; regulation of transcription by RNA polymerase II. Gene Ontology annotation, molecular function: RNA polymerase II transcription regulatory region sequence-specific DNA binding; DNA-binding transcription factor activity, RNA polymerase II-specific. Gene Ontology annotation, cellular component: nucleus. The coding region runs from base 391 to 1326 and encodes 311 amino acids. The transcript has 3 exons. Lineage: Eukaryota; Metazoa; Chordata; Mammalia; Carnivora; Felidae. The record is from RefSeq and is a predicted model, not a curated record.
CGCGGGGUGCGCGCUGCGCCUCGACGUCUCCAGCCAUUGGUGUCUGUGUCAUUACUAAUAGAGUCUUGUAAACACUCGUUAAUCACGUAAGGCCGCCGGCCUGGGGCUCCGCACUCCAGCCUGUGGCGGGUCUUCCCCGCCUCUGCAGCCCAGUGGGGAGGAGGUGGGAGGAAAGAAGGAAGAAAGGGAGGAGGGAGGAGGCAGGCCAGAGGGAGGGACCGCCUCGGAGGCAGAAGCGCCGCGAGGAGCCAGCGGAGCACCGCGGGCCGGGGCGCAGCCAGCCGCCGCUCUCGGCGCCCCCCUCGCCCCUUCCCCUUCGCGCCCCCCCGGCAGCCUCCAGCGUCGGCCCCCAGGCAGCAUGGUGAGGUUUGCCGUCGGGCCCUCGCCACCAUGUACGUGAGCUACCUCCUGGACAAGGACGUGAGCAUGUACCCCAGCUCCGUGCGCCACUCUGGCGGCCUCAACCUGGCCCCGCAGAACUUCGUCAGCCCCCCGCAGUACCCGGACUACGGCGGCUACCAUGUGGCGGCCGCGGCCGCCGCGGCCGCGAACUUGGACACUGCGCAGUCCCCGGGGCCGUCCUGGCCCGCGGCGUACGGGGCCCCGCUCCGAGAGGACUGGAACGGCUACGCGCCGGGGGGCGCCGCCAACGCGGUGGCGCACGGCCUCAACGGGGGCUCCCCGGCCGCCGCCAUGGGCUACAGCGGCCCGGCCGACUACCACCCGCACCAUCACCCGCACCACCACCCGCACCACCCGGCCGCUGCGCCUUCCUGCGCCUCGGGGUUGCUGCAGACACUCAAUCCCGGCCCUCCCGGGCCAGCCGCCACCGCCGCCGCCGAGCAGCUGUCCCCGGGCGGCCAGCGGCGGAACCUGUGCGAGUGGAUGCGGAAGCCCGCGCAGCAGUCCCUCGGAAGCCAAGUGAAAACCAGGACGAAAGACAAAUACCGAGUGGUGUAUACGGACCACCAGAGGCUGGAGCUGGAGAAGGAGUUUCACUACAGUCGUUACAUCACCAUCCGGAGGAAAGCCGAGCUGGCCGCCACGCUGGGGCUCUCCGAGAGGCAGGUUAAAAUUUGGUUUCAGAACCGCAGAGCGAAGGAAAGGAAAAUCAACAAGAAGAAGUUGCAGCAACAACAGCAGCCGCAGCCGCCGCCGCAGCCCCCACCGCCGGCACCGCAGCCCCCCCAGCCGCCGCCAGGCCCUCUGAGAAGCGUCCCCGAGCCCCUGAGUCCUGUGUCUUCCCUGCAAGGCUCGGUGCCCGGCUCUGUCCCUGGGGUUCUGGGGCCGGCUGCGGGGGUGUUAAACCCCACUGUCACCCAAUGACCCACGGGCGCCUGCAGCGGCCGAGCUCGAGGGCCGAGCCACGAGGAGCAUAGACUCUGCUAGAAUCCUCAGGAGAGACCCCUCCCCUCCCCUCCACAAAUGUACACCAACUGACCUAGCUCUCAGAGGAAGAAUGGGGGCCAGGAGUAAGGACAAGGGGGGGUUGGGUUGGAGGCCUCAAGGAAGACAUGCUCCCAGAUUUUGACUUUUUCUGGUCUGACUUUCUGCCAGCAAGAAGAUGGGAUAUGAUCACUGAGGCUUCAUCUCGUCCCGCCAGGGAAGCAUUGCCUGGACUGGCGAAACAGACCGGGCUUCCAGCCCCCACCUCCCCAGCUCUUGGCUUCCCAAAUCUGCAGGAGGCACCUCUGGUUGAGGGGAGAGAACGACUCAGGGGAACACCAAUGCUCGGAGCCAAGAUGGCUGCCGCCUACUCACUGCGAUCCGAGGGCCCGCUGGGCCCUCCUGCUCAAGGGCAGGCAAGAUUCUGUGACUGCAGAAGUCACAGGCGGCUAAGAUAGGAACCUGGACCUACCAAAGACUGCAGAACCCCCAGGUCUUUGUCUUUCUUCUCUUCCCUUCCCAGACCAGGAAAGGCUUGACUGGUGUGGGCGCCCAGUGGAUGGUGUGAGAGGCGUGGUUAUUGGACUCCAGGCCUGACAAGAGGGCCCAGGACAGGGCCUUGUUUAGAAAGCCUGUCACCAGAGCUUCUCUGGGCUAAAUGUAUGUCAGUGCUAUAAAUGCCAGAGCCAAGCUGGACUUCCUGUCAUUUUCACAAUCUUGGGGCUGAUGAAGAAGGGGAGUUUUUGUUGUCGUUGCUGCUGUUUGGGUUGUUGGUCUGGGUAACAUCCAAGCCAGCAUUUCAAAAGCCUUCUGGAUCCACGGGGAGAGAAGUGGUAUGGUGAAGGGAAGUGGGGGGUAUUUGAACACAGUUGAAUUUUUUCUAAAAAGAAAAAAAGAGAGAGAGAGAGAUAAAUGAGCUUUCCAGAUUUCAGAUUCUGUAUUUAUCGUCUUCAGAUUUUGUCUGGAAUUAUUAUUUUUUUUUUUUUUUAAAGAAAUGAAACAUCUUGUCUACUUGCAACCUAGUGUUGGAAAACUCGGACAGGGAGUGGAGAAGGUUAUCUGAACAACCUCAUUUUACCCCAGAGCAUCAGAAGCCUGAGGGAGCAGGUUUUGAGACCUUCCCUGCCCCCAAGCCUGAGCCCAGCCUUGGAUUGUGGAAUGUGUGGUUCUCCUGGGGGUGCCUUUGGGCAAAAUGCACAUCUGAAUGGUCAGCUGCUUCCCAGCGGCCAGGAAUUAUGGGGGGUGGGGGUAAGCGUCCCCUCAUAUCAUCUCCUCAAAUCUACACUGACGCAGUUACCAACACUCCCUGCAUCAGUGAGUCCCUUCACCCCAGGGAUGCCCCACAAUCCAGCUAAACAGAAGCAUUAAGUAAAAAGGCUUUAUUUUCUGCUCUCCCAGGGCAACGUUUCCAUGAAUAUAGUCUUCUGUGAAUCACUGGGCAUUUCUGUGAGCCCUGUCUCCACCCCUUGUCCUUUCUCGCGAAAUCCUCCCACCUACCCCACAAAGAAUUCAAGAACCAGUAUAAGGAGAGCCUUUCAGUGGUGGUUGCUUGUUAUCUGGCCGGCCCGCUGGGGACCGGGCUGCUGUCCCUGAGGUUUUUGGGU